UCUUCGUAGGAAAUCACUGAGAAAUCUUUUUUUUUAUCAGACAUACAGCUGCCUGAUGGGCUCCACAGUAUCUGCUCAUCGCGUUUCUGCUCGCUGUUAAAAUCCGAAACUUGUGCAAAACCCCGCAAAAGAAAUCCGAUCGCUUUGCUCAGUUCAGAGUUUUACGUGCGUCUUGUUUUUUCCACCAGCAACUUCAGAAACUGCCUGAAUUUUUGAGCCACUUUUCAUGCGCUAAUCACUGCAUUUGGACGCGUGAGUCCGCGGAGCGUGGAAGGGACUUUGUUGCAGGACUUCUGUCUGAAAUCUGCCGCUGCUGAUCGGCCAUUUCGGACGUCGGAAAGGGGGCAAGGACUUCUUCAUUUGCUGCUGCGAUCACAGACAGAGAACCAGCCGUGUGAACGCUUGGAUGAACCAUGAGGCUGCUGCAGGUCACAUCGGACUGCCUGCGAACCGGAAUGGAUUAGUGUCACUUUGAUUUUCCUGCAGGGUUUGUAGACUUUUCGAGGUUUUUCGAUGUCAAAGAUGACCAGAUAGCUCACUUGCUGAGCGUUUUUGAUUAAAUGCAAUAGAAGAAGAAGAGAAUAAAGGGCCUUUUUGUGUCACCUUCAUCAUCAUCACUCCACAAGUGUUUUGCGACCAUCCGGGCUCCACAGGCGGCAGAUCAGAAAGAUGGCAUCUCCACAGCCCUGGACACAGAUCAUCAUCACAUCAGCCUCUUUAUUCUCCCUGAUCCUGAGCAGCACCGUGGCUGAUGUCCCCGAGGAAGAAGGCUUCAGUGCUGAGUCGUGGCUUCGGAAGUUCGGCUACCUGUCUCAGGCGAGCAGUCAGAUGUCCACCAUGCAGUCGGCUCAGAUUCUGUCCAAAGCCAUCAGCGACAUGCAGCGAUUCUAUGGGCUAGAGGUGACUGGAGAGAUGGACGCUGCUACUGUCACUGCCAUGCGUCGGCCUCGCUGUGGCCUCCCUGACAGAAAUGCAGAUGAGCUGGUUGAUGGAGCGAGGAAAAAACGCUAUGCUCUCACCGGACAGCAGUGGGACAAAGACCACAUCACUUACAGUAUAAUGAACCAACACAUCCCCUCCUCGCUGGGAGAGGAGCGGACGUACGACGCCAUCCGCAAGGCCUUCGACGUGUGGAAACGGGCCACGCCGCUCACCUUUGAGGAGCUACCUGCUGAAAACAGCAUCAACGGCAGCCAGGCAGAGCUCGCCGACAUCCUGCUGCUGUUCGCUUCUGGUUUCCAUGGGGACAUGUCAUUGUUUGAUGGCGAGGGAGGGUCGCUGGCCCACGCCUACUAUCCUGGACCAGGAAUAGGCGGGGAUACGCACUUUGAUGCAGAUGAGCCUUGGACACUUGAUAACGAAAACCCAGAAGGUAUCGACCUCUUCCUCGUUGCUGUCCAUGAGCUAGGUCACGCUCUGGGUCUGGAACAUUCAGAUAACCCCAGCGCCACAAUGGCUCCUUUCUACCAGUGGACUCACACGAAAAACUUCACACUGCAUGAAGACGACAUCAAAGGAAUACAAUACAUAUAUGGUCCUCCUCUCUCCACCGAUCCUCCACCCACGUCUCCUCCCGAACCCAACGAUGACUCCCCCACCUCUCCCUUUCUUCCUGAGGAUGAAUCCACCUCCUCUUGUCCCACCGACCCCCCACCUGAAUCGCCCAGCCCGGAUCCUCCAGGUCAACCUGGGCCGGGCCCCAGCCCUACCUCUCCUCCCACUCCCUCCACCUCCACUCCCACCAACUCCCAGCCCGAGCCGGAACCCGUCACCCCUACGGUCAGAAAAGACGUCCCCGCUCCUCCGCCUCCUCCCAGGCCUCCAGCUGCCCCUCGGCCUCCCAAGCUGCCGGGCAGCCAGCCCCCCAACAUCUGUGACGGGGACUUUGACACGGUGACCAUGCUGAGGGGGGAGAUGUUUGUUUUCAAGGGUCGCUGGUUCUGGCGGGUGCGGAGGAACCGUGUCCUGGAUAACUACCCCAUGCCGAUUUCCGUCUUUUGGAUCGGUCUCCCCAGUGACAUUGACGCAGCCUAUGAACGCCACGAUGGCAAAUUUGUCUUUUUCAAAGAUGAUAGAUACUGGGUGUUCAGGGAGGCCGAUGUGCUGCCAGGGUAUCCACAGCCCUUAUAUCAGUACGGACAAGGAGUUCCUGCACACAAGAUCGACACAGCUAUCUGGUGGGAGCCCAAUGGAUACACGUACUUCUUUUCAGGAGACAGGUACUGGAGAUACAAUGAGGAGACGCGCACUACAGACCGCGACUUCCCCAAACCAAUCAGCAGAUGGGGCAAGAUUCCCGACUCCCCAAAAGGAGCCUUCCUCAGCGAUGAUGGUGCUUACACCUAUUUCUACAAAGGCACCAAUUACUGGAGGUUUGACAACCGCAAAAUAGAAGCAGACAAAGGCUAUCCUCGCUCCAUCCUGAAGGAUUUCAUGGGCUGUGUGGGAGUCCCCGACCCGAAGCCCGACUCAGACACAGAGCAAGAACCGGUGGACAAACCAGUCAAACCUUCAGACAGAGGCAAAGAUGAGCACAAAGAGCCGGACGGGGGCCAGGACAAAGACACAGAGGAAGGCAAAACCACUAAAGCCGACGGCACAGAGGAAGACGAGGACAAUGAGGUGAACGUGGUCGUGACGGUGGCCGACAACGAAUCAAAGAUCAUGACCCUGAUCAUGGUGACCGUUCCUCUGGUGCUCAUCCUGUGCAUCCUGGUCCUAAUCUACGCCAUCCUCAGGACUCUGCAGAACAAAGAGACGCCGAGGGCCUUGGUGCACUGCAAGCGCUCGCUGCAGGACUGGGUGUGAUGCACAGAAUUAGAGGCAAUAGAACGGGUAUUCAUCAUUUGUCUGGCGCAGUCACUGCCGUCAAAUUUUUCACUCAUGGCGCAGGUGGGGAAAGAGACUUUGACACAGUGCUAGAGUUUCAGAAAGCUGAUGAUGAGUUACCUCAAUGUUUAGGGCCCCCGUUAUUCAUUGUGAGAACUUUUAUUGCUCGUGAAAUGAUAAAAAAUCUGCGCCUAUGGAGCAACAGUUUCCCUCAUUCUGGCCUUGAAUUCAGCUCCAGCGGGAGUUUUUAUCUCUGUGCCUUCCAAAUGUCUCAAAAAGUACCUCUGUUUGUGGAAAAAAACAUGCUUAUUUCCAUUUCAACUUUAAAAAAACGCUGAUUCAUUCACCUUGGGUGUACGUGACACACUUCUGUUUCCAGUUCUAAUUGGACAGAAGAGGGACAUUCCAGUGAUUUAUUUGUAGAAAAUGCAGACGACGUCAAUCGAGCACAUACAUGAUACAGAAGCACACAUACUGUACAUAUGCAAAAACACGAGUGUUUACCACUAUUAAAACAAAUACAUGUGUGAAUAGGAACAAACCUUCCAUGUAAAUAACUAAGGUGCUUCAACCAACCUUGACAUUUUUCGUUCUGUUCAAAACAGGUCAUUUGCACUUUGGAUUUUGUUUUUGUGACGUAACCUUUUUGUGUUGUGCUGAUGUAGCAGCGAUGCUUCUGCUUAUUAAACACACACAAGCAGGCGAAGCUCCGACCAGCGCAGGAAUGUCAGACAGCUGCGUGUCCACGACUGCCUGUCUCCCACUGAGCCCAUUAUGUCUGCCCUCUUUCUCUCUCACACGUUCCACCGUCACAUGAUCUCAAAAAAAAAUCCCCGAUCUGUGCUCCUUUGUGCAUGCAAGCCCACAUAUGCAGACACACACAUAGAGACCACUUACCCAUACAAAGGCACAUAGAGGUUUUGCACACAGACACACAGGCUCCAGCCUCCCCUCCUCCCACCACAGCCAUGGUAACAGUUCAGACUGUACCACUAAAAACACAAUCCCGGCCGAGGCAUAUUGAUAUAUGACUGGUGCCCGGGGCUGGGAUUCAUUCACUUCUUUUUCUUUUUUCUUUUUUUUUUUUUUUUUUUUUUU
Amphiprion ocellaris (clown anemonefish) is the source of this 3927-nucleotide messenger RNA. Its product is annotated as matrix metalloproteinase-15-like. The transcript is spliced from 10 exons. The coding region runs from base 670 to 2808 and encodes 712 amino acids. NCBI's taxonomy places the organism in Eukaryota, Metazoa, Chordata, Actinopteri, Pomacentridae. Gene Ontology annotation, biological process: extracellular matrix organization; proteolysis; collagen catabolic process. Gene Ontology annotation, cellular component: extracellular matrix. The record is from RefSeq and is a predicted model, not a curated record. Gene Ontology annotation, molecular function: metalloendopeptidase activity; zinc ion binding.